UUUUUCGUCCAUGAAUUAAAUAUUUUGAAAUUUUUUUAAUUAGAAUUAAUUCGUUUUUAAGUCCUACACCUAAGAAAACAUCAACUCGAGCACGUACUUGAUACCAACCACAGAUCCAGACCAAAAUGAGCGAUAGGUACAAACGAGGAUACGCAAGCAGCGGCGGAAGAAGUCGUCGAAGUCGCUCCAGGUCACGUAGUUACUCGCCAGACAGGUACCGCAAACGAUCUCCCGAUGACUAUUCGCGCAGCAGAAGAUCUCCCGACAGCUACAGUCGCAAACGAAGUCCCGAUACUUACCGAAAACGAGAUUCACCAACGAGAUAUAAAGAUCGACGCAGCAAGGAUUCGUCAGAUGAAGACUUGCCGAAAGCUCCGCCAGCACCCACGAUUACAGCGAAACCCGUUGCCAUAUCAAUGUCGAAGUUUAAGGCACCUCCAAAAACUGGCAUUCAGUUGAAGCUGGGCGGCACAUCGAAGAAAGAGACACCAAAACCAGUGAAAGUUGCGAGCGUUUUUAACAACGACAGCGACGAAGAACCCGAAGAGAUGCCAGCUGAGUGUAAAAUGCGGAUGAAAAACAUUGGACGUGAUACGCCGACAUCAUCGGGCCCCAAUAGCUUCGGGAAAACCAAACAAGGCUUUUGCGAUUCGAAGAAAAUGUUUGAAAAAAAGCUUAAAGAAAUGGCAGCAGAUUAAAUAAAGGCAAAUCUAAAUGUGUGAAAAAACAAUCAAUCAAUAAAUAAACUAAAAAAAAUAUAGUUUGACG
This is a messenger RNA of Culicoides brevitarsis, 768 nucleotides long. Its product is annotated as PEST proteolytic signal-containing nuclear protein-like. Gene Ontology annotation, biological process: protein ubiquitination; proteasome-mediated ubiquitin-dependent protein catabolic process. Bases 126 to 698 code for a protein of 190 amino acids. Lineage: Eukaryota; Metazoa; Arthropoda; Insecta; Diptera; Ceratopogonidae. The record is from RefSeq and is a predicted model, not a curated record. Gene Ontology annotation, cellular component: nucleus. The transcript is spliced from 3 exons.